Schistocerca piceifrons (Central American locust) is the source of this 1211-nucleotide messenger RNA. RefSeq names its product U2 small nuclear ribonucleoprotein A' (gene U2A). Gene Ontology annotation, biological process: mRNA splicing, via spliceosome. Bases 90 to 878 code for a protein of 262 amino acids. Lineage: Eukaryota; Metazoa; Arthropoda; Insecta; Orthoptera; Acrididae. Gene Ontology annotation, cellular component: U2 snRNP. The transcript has 2 exons. Gene Ontology annotation, molecular function: protein binding; U2 snRNA binding. The record is from RefSeq and is a predicted model, not a curated record.
GUGCAUAUCUUUGUACGAAUGUCUUUGAGUGCUCGUGUGUAUCCUGUGUGUAGUUGUAAACAUUUGUGUAUAGUGUAAAUCUAGUGAUCAUGGUGAAAUUAACGCCGGACUUGAUUUAUCAAGCUAUGCAGUACAUUAACCCUGUAAGAGAUCGCGAAUUGGAUUUAAGAGGUUACAAGAUACCAGUUAUCGAAAACAUGGGAGCAACUUUGGAUCAGUUUGACUGUAUAGAUUUUUCGGACAACGACAUCAGAAAGUUGGAUGGAUUUCCACUUUUGAAACGUCUGAAAUGGCUGUUACUAAAUAACAACAGAAUUGUUCGUAUAUCUGAAGGUUUGGAAAAGUCCUUACCAAGUUUGGAGACGCUUGUGUUAACCGGAAAUCAAAUACAGGAACUGGCGGACUUGGAUCCACUGGCAAGCAUCAAAUCACUAAGAACUCUAAGCCUUCUGCAUAAUCCAGUGACUACGCGACAGCAUUAUCGUGCAUAUGUUAUUUUCAGAAUACCACAUUUACGUGUACUGGAUUUUCGAAAAAUCAAAAUGAAAGAGCGAGAAGAUGCAGCUGCUCUAUUCAAAAGCAAGAAAGGCAAGGAGCUGCAGAAAGAGAUUGCCAAAAAAGCAAAAAAUGCAUUCCAGAAUGCAGCUGCUGCAGGAUCUUCAGAGGAACAGAAGCCUACAGGACCCACAGCAGAAGAGCUGUGGAAGAUUAGAGAAGCUAUUUCGAAGGCCAGUUCAUUAGAGGAAGUGGAAAGGCUCAACAGACUACUUCAAGCGGGGCAAAUACCUGGGAGGGCACAUCCUCCAGGAGUUUCCCAAAUGGACGAAGAGAUGGAAGAAGAGUCGUCACACAACCGCUCGAUGAUGAAUGGGAACUGAAGUAACAUUGGUUUUGUGAGUUAUGUUGCUGAAAACUAUUAAUAUCUUUAAGAACCGUUUAUUCUUAUGACAUUUGUGAACAUGAGUAGUCUCCCUGUUUAUUUAUGUAAAUUGUCUUAAAGUGUAUCUCAAAGGUACUUCCUUUCCUUUUAUUAAAUUCUGAUUGAGGAAAUGGAUGUGUAGAGACUUAUAUUCUAAUGUGAAACAUAACAGUCAAUUUGACACACAUGAUUUGUGCUAUUUGUAAGCUUAUAUUUUAAUUUAUGUUACAUUGGAAGUUUAAUUUAUGUAAUUAUGUAAAAUAUUCGCUACAUUCUCUUGAAGUACAAACAG